Molecule: messenger RNA, 10246 nt
Organism: Myxocyprinus asiaticus (Chinese sucker)
Lineage: Eukaryota; Metazoa; Chordata; Actinopteri; Cypriniformes; Catostomidae
Product: thyroid hormone receptor alpha-A
Exons: 10
Coding region: 1112-2359 (415 amino acids)
Biological process (GO): positive regulation of transcription by RNA polymerase II; retinoic acid receptor signaling pathway; negative regulation of transcription by RNA polymerase II
Molecular function (GO): nuclear receptor activity; RNA polymerase II cis-regulatory region sequence-specific DNA binding; zinc ion binding
Source: RefSeq, a predicted model, not a curated record
UCUUCAUGCAAAAGGUCUCUGUCAAUGAACUACAAACACUCACUGACUGACACGCAAGCCUCAGGGUAUGAUGACAGUACAUGUAAAGCCACACCAUUUUGUCCAGUGUUUAAUUGCAAAGUCUUUUUACGAAGUCUUAAUGCAAACACGGCUGAUCAGGUCACAAAACUGAAUGGGUACAAUGCAGAGAUGUGCCUUUUAUGUGAGGAAAUCCACAAAUUACUGUGUACAAUGUAGAGCAAGCAUACAUUGACUACUAUUGGAACAUGUUUCAAUUACUUCUUUUUUUGACCACUUUAGUAAAACUUCUAAUUGAUUAAAAUGUUAACUAUUGUUCUUUAAAAGUGAUCUAGAUUACUAAUUACUAGGUUUAAUUUACUGAUACAAAAUAUAGGUGUUCGAUCAAUUGAAAUAUUCAUCUUUGAACAUCAAGAUCUAGAAGAACUGACAGCCAUACACAGCUGUCUCAGUUUCACAGGGUCAUCUAUCACAGACAGGGUUAAACUGUUUAAGCUGUUGCGAACCUGUAGAGAGCAGCAUUUGAUAUAAUCAGAUUCUUCUCUAUACCAUCAACUCGUCCUUACCGUAAAUGGGGUGGAGCGACUGUAGUAACGCUCUUGCAUUUCCCUGUCUUGGGAGCCGAAACAUAUUUGCUGUACAUUUUCCCCACAUAUACACAAACAAAUCAUGAACUAAACCGCUUCUAAGUGCAUGUACUCUUAAUGUCAUUUUAAAUAGUUCGCUGCGGGUUGAAAAGGGCAUCAAUAUUUCCCCGCAACGUGCAUUGAAUUGCACUAAACUGGGAUACGCGACGAAGACCGCUCGUUUAGGAGCCUUGUAGGAUUUCAGUGGACCCGUUUCGAUUUUUGGAAGCAGUUUGACGUUCUUCAUAAGUGAGUGGGUAUAAAGGGUGUCCAGUUUGGCCGAGAGCCAGAUAAACACACAGGGGAUGUCACCAUGAAUAAACCAAUGGCAGCUGACUGAUACUGACACUGCAUAUGCUGAGCACAUCAGCGAGGGUUGGGUUUGUCUCAGUCUCGUGUGAUUGGACGCUGAAUGGCAUUAAGGUGAAUGGAACACAACGAGCAGGACCUUAACCUGCCAGAGGGAGAUGAGUCACAGUGAGUUAUUGUGGCCAAACGGAGUGAAGAGAAAACGAAAGAACAGUCAAUGCUCUAUGAAGAGCACGUCUGUGAAGGGCAUCUCUGUUCCAGGUUAUGUUCCCAGCUACCUGGACAAAGAUGAGCCAUGUGUGGUAUGCGGGGACAAGGCCACAGGAUACCAUUACCGCUGCAUCACAUGUGAGGGCUGCAAGGGUUUCUUCAGGAGAACUAUACAGAAGAAUCUUCACCCAUCCUAUUCCUGUAAGUAUGAUGGCUGCUGCAUCAUUGACAAAAUCACCCGCAACCAGUGCCAGCUGUGCCGCUUCAAGAAGUGCAUCUCGGUGGGCAUGGCCAUGGACUUGGUGCUGGAUGAUUCAAAACGGGUGGCCAAGAGGCGUCUGAUCGAGGAAAACAGAGAGAAGAGGAAGAAGGAGGAGAUGGUGAAGACACUGCACAAUCGACCCGAGCCCACCGUCUCAGAGUGGGAGCUGAUUCGAAUGGUGACUGAGGCUCAUCGCCAUACUAAUGCACAGGGACCUCACUGGAAACAGAAACGCAAGUUCCUACCAGAAGACAUUGGACAGUCUCCAGCCCCCACAUCAGACAAUGACAGAGUGGACCUGGAGGCCUUUAGUGAGUUCACCAAGAUCAUCACCCCUGCCAUCACAAGAGUUGUGGACUUUGCCAAAAAAUUGCCCAUGUUCUCUGAGCUGCCUUGUGAGGAUCAGAUUAUCCUGCUGAAAGGCUGCUGUAUGGAGAUCAUGUCCUUGCGUGCGGCAGUGCGGUACGACCCAGAGAGCGAGACUUUGACCCUGAGUGGAGAGAUGGCUGUCAGUCGAGAGCAGCUGAAGAACGGAGGGUUGGGCGUGGUGUCUGAUGCCAUCUUUGACUUGGGCAAGAGCCUGUCACAGUUCAAUCUCGAUGACUCAGAGGUGGCACUGCUGCAGGCUGUACUGCUCAUGAGCUCAGAAGACAAAAUUCAUAUUGGUUUGGAACGACAUAAGGAUCGUUCAGGACUGACGUGUGUGGAAAAGAUUGAGAAGUGCCAGGAGAUGUACCUGUUAGCGUUUGAGCACUACAUAAACCACCGUAAGCACAACAUCUCACAUUUCUGGCCCAAGCUGCUGAUGAAGGUGACAAACCUGCGCAUGAUCGGAGCCUGUCACGCCAGUCGCUUCCUGCACAUGAAAGUGGAGUGUCCCACAGAACUCUUCCCCCCACUCUUCCUGGAGGUCUUCGAAGAUCAGGAGGUGUGAUCAAGAGUAAAGGGGGCAAAACUGAUCAUGAAUUUGUUUUUGCAAAGAAUACCAGAAGCAUUUGUUAUUUUCAUCCUCAUGCAAUGGCGAACUGGGACAUGUAUUUGUUUUUGCACCAAUGGUCCCUUGUCAGCUUUGUCUGGGAUUAGUUUUGGGGGUGUCGGUCUACUCACAUUGUGACCCCACUGUCAGCUGCCAUUCAGAUUGCUCCCACUGACAGAAAAAAGUUAGCAUGCAUCAACCUACCUCUCGUACCAACAUACCUCCCAAAUUCAAAAGGAGCUUAUUUUAAAAGCGUGACAAAUAGACCUGGACAGUGAAUGUUCCACACUGAGGAGUCAGUGGAUCUCAAUAGAGUGCUACAGCACCAGCUCAGACGUGUUCAGCCGUCUUUGUUCCAGAAGUAUUUUUCCCAUGAAUUUUUUCCAUAGGAAUUUCUGAAAAUUCUUCAUAAAGAGUUCUAGACCAUAAACAAAAUCAGUCAUCUCUGAGGUGAAUCACAAUAUUACAAACUUUGAUUUGAAGCAAAAACACUUAUUUAAAAAUUGGACAAAAAGGCUAGGGUACACAACUGGGAAUGAACUACAAUCCCAUGAAGCAUUGCAAAUGAUGUAAUCCAAUUAAAAAAGAUGAAAAAAAUAAAUAAUUUAAUAUAUAGAAUUUAUAUAUAUUUAAAGUUUAUUGCAAAAUAUUUAUAUAUACAAACAUAUAAGUAGUUUGGGAGUGUAGGGAGAUGGACUCGAUUAUGUCAUCCACAAUGCUUCAUGAAGUGGGAGGUCGCUACAGAGCUCUUUUGGUGUGCUUUGCUGUUUCGCGAUUCUCUGAUUGGUAGAUCAUUCUCUGCAGGAUCAUGAGUAGAGUAGUUCUUCAUCAGGAAUUCUCCUAUUAAACACAAAUUUUAAAAAACAAGGUUGAUAAAACAUGGACUGAUGUCUUAAAAGACGCAUAUACCAUCAAUUAACAACCUCGGCGCUCACGGUAGGUCUGUAUUUAAAAUGUAAUAAGUUAUAAUUAAAAAAUCAGUUUGUUUAUGGGGAAAAUCAAUAGAAUUUGUACUUCUGGAACCUGACUGUUGCACCCAGUAGCUAUUUCAAAACGUGUUUAGGAAGUUCUAGCUGUUGUUGUAAGGACAGAGGAAACCGAAAACAGCAUUAAACACCAACACUAUUGGGCAAAACUUUAUUCUACAAGAGAGACAGAAAAAUAAUGCUCAUUUUCCUCAAAUCACAACAGUAUUUUGGCACUCUGCUUCCUCUUUGCACGCAUUUAAUAUCUCCUUUGAAAACAUACCUACCUGUAUGCACUCAUACACUCUGUACAUACAUUAAUAUGUUGUGUGAACAACGGGUUCGAACCUUCUCAUACCUCAUAUGCACCAGUAUAUAAACACAUGUAGCAACAUGUACAUACAUGUAUGCAUGCGUUUAAUUGUACCUGCACCAUCAUAUCUAUCCUUUUACAGUGCAGUGUAUACAAUUCUCAUACCUUCCUACCUACCAUAUCUACCAUGCAUACAUACCUGUGUAUAUGUGCCUAAGCUGAAAAUGGUGUGACCUCAUCUUCUGAGUAGCCUCUUGUUGCUUUCUGCUGUUUGCCUCCACACAGAUUUCCUCCUUUUCCUCCAUAUGCGUUUUGGUCUUGGAUGUUAAUUCCUAGUCAUGUGCAUCUACUAUUCUUGGCCUUCAGAUAUAAUAGAUAUAAAAGCACGGCCUACAAUAUGGUGGUACCAUGCUACAGUCAUGGUAAAACAAUUGUAUUUUGAUAUAUACCAUCUUCAUGUACCAUGAUAUUUACAUGGUACUCCAAGUUACUUCAAAGAAUAAAAUGGUACUGUAUUACCAUGGCACCAUGCCCAAAUAUCCAUUGCCAUGGUCACUUUGGUACUUUUAUUUAAUGAGGCCUAACACUGUGUCCUAAAGAGAUGUGACAAGAUAAUGAGACAAACGAUAAAGCUUCCAUGUCUUCCAAAUGAUAAUCUCUUCCAUGUCAAUCUGAGUUGUUGUCCAAACCAACUGCAAUGAGUGACAAGACAUUUUGUCGAUUGAUAGGUUUCUAUUUCUGCAGCAUGGUGCUGGGUAGUCCCGCCCACAUUGGUAUGCUAUGGAUAUUAUACAUCAAAUGUUCUGAUUGACUGUUGUUGUGCUGCAUUACACAGCAUUUCCGCUUUCAGUAUCGAAAGACAAAUUACUUCUCACUAAAAUCUUCAUGUAAGUAUUACCCCUACAAUCAAUCCGUCUUGCAGUUUGUUUCUACAUUAUGAAUUCAGUUUGGCAAAAUACCCGAAGUUAUUUAGGAAAAGGUAUGUUGCUUAAAAAUCCCUGAAAGAUUAAGAAUUUGAAAUGGAAAGAGAAGCUAAGGACAAGGAAAGUGGAAACUAAGGGUUAAAAGGAUGUAUUUCUGGAGUGCGUCUUCACUGUUUUUAAAAGUGGGAAGCUUGCGGUCUUGACAGCCUCCUUGCAAGAGGAAAUUAAAUGAGUGUCACUUACCUCAUCAUGUCUUCAAACAGACUCUACCUCACCCCUCAUCCAUGCAUUGUAAAGCACAUUCACACUCACCUGUCUACAUAUGCCUGCUUAAACCUGUACAUAAGCGUAUGCACAUUUACACUAAGAAGGCACAUAUUUGUUCACUCAUAUGUUUAUAUCCUGCUUGUCAUCUUUCUUUCCAUUUCACUUUUGUAAUGUGGGACCAAGUGUCAGUAUUGAUCCCUGUUUCCGAGGAUGUGCCAGACUUUUCCUGGAUAGGUGUGGAUCAAUUUCACUGUGUUGCAACAGAGCUAACUGAUUGUUCAGCAGAAUAUUUUGGUUUAAAGGGAUAGUUCACCCUUAAAAUUGACAUUCUGUCAUCAUUCAGUCACCCUUAUGUGGAUUUAAAGCCUGUAUGACUUUCUUCCGUGGAACAUAAAAAUUACUGACUUAAAUUUCAGUCUGUUUCUCACAUAUAAAGGACCAUUUGUAUGAUACUUUUAUUGUGCUUUUAAAUCCUUUAUGAAGCUUGAAAGCUUUGUAAUUGCAUAAAAAAGAGUGAUCAGCACAAUCUUCAGAAUUUCUCCUUUUGUGCUUGUUCUACAGAAAAAAGGAAACAAUUUGGAACGACAUGAAGGAGAGUAAAUGAGGACAGAAUUUUCAUUUUUAGAACUAUCCCUUUGAAUAAGCUCUGGGGAGCCAGCAGAGGAAAUUGACCGCUGCGUAAUGGCUCUCAGCCAGUAGGCCAUGAAACCUAAUUUCUUGUCAGCCCAUUUCUACUGUCCCUGUGCCUCCAAACCUGACCCAUUUAUGUGCUCUUAUUCCACUAAGAACUGUCAUUCAAUAUUUUUGUACCAUCGCUCCUUAAGCAACCAUACCUCUUCACGCUUAAAGCCAUACAUGAAGAACUGUACAUGAACUCCUGCCCAGCAAAAGACACAGCCAGACCCCAAAGCAUCUCUCCAAAUAGUUUAACCGGCUAUUAAUACAUAGCAGGGUUUUGACCACAGUCGGAUGUCCCUUUUACCGAUACUCUGUGAUGUGUCACUGUGAUGAUAAAACAAGAAUGUGACACAGACAAACACAAGGGCAUACCGGACAAACUCACUGUGACUCAGCCAAACUCAGGCAUGGAGCUCCCCUCAGGCCCCAGGCCAUGCACCUGACUCAGGCUCAAUCCAAUCCACCAGCACUGCAGAGAUGCACUGCCCACAGUCACAAUCUACUGCACCAGCAAGGGUCAGCUGUGCCCUGCCCACAGACCCUUUUAGUAUUAAUGUGUAAUCAAGAAGCCAUCUUUUCUGGACAUACAAACUCAGUUUACAGCACUUUUAUCAGAACAGAGUUCACUCCCUCACAACUAUCCAAGAUGGUUGUGUAUCUACUGGCCAGGAUUAACUAAAACAAUCUCAAGGCGCUCUUGGAAGACUUUUAAAGGGGUCAUAUCAUGAGAAAUCCACCAUUAGCCUGAACGGUUCUGAGCAUUUUAAGGUUCCAGUAGCAUUUGGACAUAAAGGAAUGUUCCACUCAAUACAAGUUAAGCUCAAUUGACAGCAUUUAUGGCAUAAUGUUGAUUACAACAAAAAUUUAUUCUGACUCAUCCCUCCUUUUCUUAAAAAAAAGGACAAAUCUGGGUUACACUGAUGCACUUACAAUGGUGAAUGGGGGCAAAAUUUUGUAAGUUAAAAUACUCACUGUUUCAAAAGUGUAACCACAAAACAAACAAUGUGCUUGUAAAAAAUGAUUUUAAUGUGAUAAAAUCACUUACUAACCCUUUCUGUGUAAAGUUAUAGCCAAUUUUACAACUUUGUUACCAUGACGAUGUAUUGUCAACAAACCCUAAUAUGACUGUAAAAACAACUAAUUAAACAACUUUACAGCUCAUAUAAUACAUGAGUUUUAACAGAACAAUUAAUGCAAGUGCUUUUAUAAAAUUAUAAGCUUCACAUUUCUGCCUUUAAACCCUCCAAAAAUUGGCCCCAUUCACUUCCAUUGUAAGUGCCUCACUAUAACCUCGAUUUUUGCUUUUUUUAAAGAAAUGGAGGUCAAAAGUAAUUUUUGUGGUAAUCAACAUUAUGCCACAAAUUCUGUCGUUUGAACUUAACUUGUAUUGAACUCGGAAAAAAUGUUUAAGCACUGUUCGGUACGCUCAGGAUUUCUCACCAUUGUUAGCUAACCGUACUCAGGACAGAGAACUGUACUGGUGAAACGACUUUAGUAAUGUGGCGACUCAUGAUUGGUCACUUGCCCAGUCAAUCUAUUCUUAAACCCAAAAUAUACUUCGGUCAGACGCAAACACUGAGCAUACAGGGCGCAUGACGCAAAUCUCGUCAUCAGCAGAGUGCUCGAGCACUGAAUGUGUGCAGGCCGAUUUUUCUAACCGCGCAUCUUUGAACGCGCAGAAUGCGCAUGCGCCUGAAAUCAUUUGCACGAAUUAGUGUUCACACUGUGGCAACACUUCACAUUUGAGCAGUUUCUGUCACAAAGAAACACUAGAAGAUGUUAUCGCUGAUAAAUAACAGGAGACAAAGGUUAAAACAACAGUAGAUAUGCACGUCAAGAGCGUGUGUGUGAGGAGGUCAGGAGACACCUACAUUUGUAUAACUCGAGUCUGAAGCACUAUAAAGACAUCUUUAUGGGUCAAAACGCCUGAAGAGAAAUACUCCGGUGUCUCAUAGCAGUCGUAGCGCGCAUGCGCAAAUCGCCUGUGAAUGCGCACACCGUCAAAUGGAGUAUAUUUUGACAGGCUCGUGUUCGACAGUACGCAGACGCUGAGCGUUUGCAUCAAAAUCGAAGUAUACUUUGGGUUUUGUCCUGAUUUUGCAGUACCACAGUGGAAAAAGAAACCGUAACCAUGCUGAUGAGCCGGGAACGAUACGAAAUGGCACGAUUCCGCAACUAGAAUCGUUCAGCCCGAUGCCUAUUCAAUAGCUCCCUGUAAUAUUCACACUGGCCAGUAAAUUCUAGCUGCCUCUGAAUUCCACAAAUCCCUUGUGAAUGUUCACAGUCUAGGAUUUAGUCAGUCAUAUUUGAGGUCCAAAAGUUCUAUAAAUGUGUGAAAAGAAGACCUGCCGUUUCAUUUAGAAAGCUACAUUGUCCUAUCUACUGAUGAGGAAUGUAAAAAAUAAAGAGAACACUCACUUUCUAUAAAACAAAUGUAUUUACUGAAAAAAUUCUUGCUGUUAUAAUCAUGCAUUUUAUGGACUUAUAAAACAUUUGCGGAUGAAAGACGUAAUUUACGCAAGUAUGGUUUGGACUGUGCAUUUUGGACAGUGAAUGGGAUUGGGAUAAAGAGGAGCAAAUGUUCAAAGAGUGUUAAACUAAAGUUUGAACAAAGUUCAUUUCAGACACUGUGCGUUUUUGUAAUUGAUUUUCAAUAUGAAAUGUACUGUGGGUGUGCAAGUGCUCAUUGUGGACAGCCAUAGUGCUUCUCAUGUAUUUAGACUGGCUUUACACAUCUGAUUAGUAUUAAUGCUGUCUGUCUCCUAUAUCAAGUUGCUCUUGCAGUUAUAAGUAGAUUUUAGAUAUUUGAUCAAGACAGAACAAAAACAUCUGUUUUGUCAAUAGCUGUUCAUACCUUACAUAGAAAUGAUACAUGAGGGUGAGUUUGAUUUAGAGCCACACUAAUUUCUGCACAUUUGUAUAAACAUUAUUAAAUGUUAAAGGGAUAGUUCACCCAGAAAUUUUAAUUCUGUCAUCAUUUACUCACCCUCAUGUUGUUCCAAACCCAAUUGACUGUAGUUCUUUAGUGGAGAACACAAAAGGAGAUGUUAGGCAGAAUGACUCUUACUCACUUUCUUUGUGCACAUGUAAAAAGAAUGGUCACUGAGACUAACAUACUGCCUAACAUAUUUUGUGUUCAACGGAGAAAGAAAGUACUAUUUGUUUUAAAAUGUAGCCUAAUUCUAGCUCAUACAUAGGCUGUCAUGAUGCAAAGUUGCCUUCAUUUGUAAGGCUAGAACAAUUAAAGUUGCAGAUCUUAAGUCUCGGCCUGAUUUGCAGUUCAGAAACCCAAUUAAAACUGAAUGAGAAAAGAUGCCAAGAUUUGUAUCCACCCAGCAAGAGACUUAUCUGCAGCAGAACUUUAUACAGAGUGCUGUGAAUAUGUCCAAGACAGUCUUUCUUUGAUAAGUAAAUCACUACCAAUACCUCAAUCUAGGCUCUAUCUAAGGAGCUCAUCCUUUUACCAUUUUAAUCAGGGUCUAACCCACAACACACUUUCAAAAUCAACUAUACGUGGCUGAAACCACACCCAUCCUCAAAACAGGAGGCCUCUAACCUCUCUGGACUUCAUUUUGGAAAGCUCUUUUGUGCAAUGGGACUUUUUAAGUUCAACAAGUGACAUAGAUGUAUUCUUUGCUUUAAAUGUAUAGUUUACCCAAAAAUGAAAGUGCUCUCAUAUUUUACUAAUCCUCAUGUUGUUCCAAACCUGUAUGACCAUAUUUCCUAUGUAGAACACAAAAUGAGAUGUAAUACAGAAUUUUUAUUUCAGAAUGCCCCAGUCACCAUUAACUUCCAUUGCAUUUUUUCCCUAUACAAUAAAAGUGAAUGGCGAAUGAAGCUAACAUUCUCUCUUAACAUCUGUGUUCCACGUAAAAAAAAGUCAUACGGGUUUGUAACAACUUGAAUGUGAGUAAAUUGUUUUGGUUGAACUAUCCCUUAAACAAUGCUUGUACCUACACUUUGUCAACCACGAAUAGUUCUGUAUAAUGACAAAGACAUAAAAAAAACUUGUAUUGCAAUACAAAGCUUGCACAGUUGUUUAUAAAAAUAUGUUUGUGUGUGCACUAUGUCCUUUUCUUGCUUGUGGACAUGUGAGACCAAUAUAAUGUAUGUGCAGAACACAACUUUGGAAGCUAGCCAUGCUCAAACAGGAAGUGGUGUUGAGAUGCCCUCUUCUGUUUAAUGCUAUGGGUCGAUGGAGGACCAUCUAGUGCUUUGUUAAAUAGUUCUUUGUAGCACUGUAUGUUAUCCCUCUAUGAAACUGUCUCAUAGUACCAACCUGUAAUAGAUGAAGGCCCUUGGUCACCAUGAGGUUAUUUCCCACGAUGCCUCAGUUAAGUGGAUUAUUGGAUGCAAUGCAGACUAUGUUUUUCUUUUAAUAUUUCAAUUACAAAUACUUUUUUUUUUUUUUUUUUUUUGCUCUAAGCUGUAAUAAUGUAUUGGCAUGUAGUGGAAAUUUAAGUUGAUGGUUUAGAUCAAUCAUCUGUUCACAUGCAGGAACCAGUACUAUCAAGUGAAAUAUUUAAUAUUAGAAAAUGUCACUUUCGCAGCUAUACAAUCAAAUUGUAUUGACUUGUUCAAAAGCAUACCAAUCAGUGGAAAGCAAAGAAAAUCUGAGGAGGGUUUAAGUGUAACUCAGGAAUGUGUGCUACUUUUCACUUUAAUAAAUGUUUAAUAAAUGAUUGUUGUCUGUUGUGAA